Molecule: messenger RNA, 3146 nt
Organism: Lytechinus variegatus (green sea urchin)
Lineage: Eukaryota; Metazoa; Echinodermata; Echinoidea; Temnopleuroida; Toxopneustidae
Product: probable ubiquitin carboxyl-terminal hydrolase MINDY-4
Exons: 15
Coding region: 185-2485 (766 amino acids)
Biological process (GO): protein K48-linked deubiquitination
Molecular function (GO): K48-linked deubiquitinase activity; cysteine-type deubiquitinase activity
Source: RefSeq, a predicted model, not a curated record
GAAAAAUUAAAGAAAGGGUCAUUACAGUAUUCUAUUUUUCUCACAUAGCCUACCAUAGUACCAGCUAGAUGAAUAUGGCUUUUCAUAAAUUCUGUAAAAAUAAAUAAUUUAAUUUUCGAGUUUGGACGCCGAUAUUUGUGAAAAAGGAAUCAAAUUACUCAAGCUAAUUUACGAUUCGUACACCAUGGUUUCUCGAGAGUUUGUGGAGAAUAUAGCUUCGUCUCUUGUUCGAGAGUAUUUAAGCCGGAAGGACUGCAAGAGCACUUUGAAAGUCAUGGACUCUGAGAUGCCAAGGACGGAGCAGAGUAUCAGUAACAGAUCACAGCUCGCCAGGGAGGUACACAUUGAAAAAAUCAUGAGGAAAAACAAGGACGCCACUGAGCCCUAUCGAUCUAUGAUCGAAGUCAUCGUCAAGUUCCUGAUUGAGAAAGGGGGUAGCAGCAAGGACAAUGAUGGCAUCCCUGAGCAACGAUCCUCCACAGAUCUUAGGUCAUCAGAAAGGAAGACUUCACACUCAGCCCGGGGAAAGCACAAGGAGAAGUCGGAUCAGAAACAACAUGGUGCGAAGUCUCCUAGAACUAGUAACAGUAGUCCUACUGAAUUGACCGGUCUACCUCAGUCAGACGUCAGCACAGGAUCGUUAGGUCGGGAACCCACCAUGGUCAUCACCAUGAAAGACCGGCCGAAUGUGAAACCAGAUGACCUACAGCUUGCCAAAGAUCUUCAGUCACAGAAAUCCAUUGGUUCGGAUGAAAGUAAAAACAGAUUGCCCUCUUCUUCAUCAUCAACGUCGACGAGUAACAUGAAUAAAUCCGGAAAGAAGUCCAUUCGGCCGGGCAGCGCUUCAAAAAAUAGGGGAUUAUCAGGACCCAUCACCAGCAGCUUGGAUGCUGGAGAUAGAAGAAGAAGCCAAAAGAGUUCAAAGUCCUCAGCGCACUCCCUGAUAUCAGCAAGUAAGUCUGCAACCUUUGAACCCGACAUAUCUACCUCAGGCUUUGACCUUUCCCCUUCCAAGAAGACGACGUCGUCGUCAAGCCGUGGGCUGCUGAAGAACUUUGGCUUUGAUCUCUCUCCGGAAAAUACCCUAGAGACAACAGAGUCCGCCGGUAAGGAUGCAUCACAAGAGCUGGAUGAAAAGACCAAUGGACACGCCAACUUGUCGUCUACAAAAGCUGACAGGUCCUCAAGACAUAGAAGAUCCUUCGAUGAUAACACGGAUGUGGGUAGACCAGGAAGUAGAUCAGGAGUUAGCAGCUCUAGGAAAGGACCAUCUUUGGACAUGCCAUCAGUUAGCACUCAGAAGAAAGAAGUCUCAACCCUAGGUGACCUUGAGAUGGGGGAUAUAGACGACCUUGAUGAUGACUUUCAAGGAAUCCAGCUUGGUUCAUACACACCCAGUGGCAAGAAACCCAUCGAUACCAGACCAAUCACACAACAGCUUGCAAUGCAAUUAAAGACCCUCCUGUUCGGUCAAGGAACUGGGUGUUUCAAUGAUGAAUGGAGGUUGCAGGGCCUCGGCUUCAAUGAGCUAUCAGACAUUUCGUAUGGGAUCGUCCAACACAAGGGUGGCCCAUGCGGUCUGCUAGCUUCAGUUCAGGCCUGCAUGCUUCAGAGGCUGUUAUUCAGUGAAGGUAGCACACCGAUGACUGCUGCCAAUUUGAAGCUACUGUCAGAAAAGAGGAGAGUCAAAUGUUUGGUUCAGGCCAUCUGUGAUAUAGUGUGGAGGGCAGGCCAGAAAAGGAAUGCAGUCAUUGCUCUGCCAGCUACCAAACCCCAUUUCUCAGGAGGAGGGCGUUACAAGAACGAUGGGCUUACGGAAACGAUUAACUUGAACCUGUUCAAGUCUAGAGAUGAACUUGCUGAUUACGUCCAGGGAAACAUCGGUGUAUUCACUGAGAGCAAGGGAAGAGGUUGUAUUCUUCUCCUCUAUUCCACUCUUUUCUCAAGAACUAUCGACAUGGUAAUGGAGGAUAUGGACAAUAUGGAGAACACAUUGAUUGGAGCUCAUGGCUACUGUACACAGGAGAUGGUCAACCUGAUAGUGACCGGUAAAGCGAUAUCCAACGUCUUCAACGAUACGGUAGAGCUUGGUUCGGGGAAGGAUGUCACCAGAUUGAAAGGGUUGAGUGGACGUUCGGACAUUGGCUUCCUCUCACUCUUUGAACACUACAAGUCGUGUCAGGUGGGAACUUAUUACAAGACUCCAAGGUUCCCGAUCUGGGUAGUCUGCAGUGAGAGCCACUUCAGCGUGUUAUUCUCUCUCAAGAAGGAACUGCUCGGGGAUUGGAGGAUGGAGAGACAUUUUGAUCUUUAUUACUAUGACGGACUCGCCAAGCAACAGGAGGAGAUUAGACUCACGAUUGACACUACUCAGACAUGUCCUGCCUCUGAUGAUGAUGAUCUUAUACCACCCCUAGAACACUGCAUCAGGACAAAAUGGCCAGAAGCGGUGGUCAAUUGGAACGGAUCAGAACCCAUCUUAUGAUCAACUGUUGGUCUUUGGAGUGUCGCUCUAGUCUUGAUUUGGUUUGAUUCAGAACUCACCUGGUGGAACACAUAUGGACACCAAGAUAGAUGCCUGACGAUCCCUUCAUCACCCAAAGACUGAAUUGACGAUCUCUCUGCGUGCAUUAUCAAGAGCCCCUAUAUGUAGAGAGCAGCGACACGAGAGGUCUGCAGUUUUGACCCUCAAAAUGGCAUUCAGAUUCUUGCCAUUCAAGAGAUACAGGUUCUUGUUGAGCUUGGAUUGAAAGCUAAGUAACGGGAAGAAUUUCUUGGCCCUAAAUUGGCGUUACUCGAGAAUAAUAAUAAUAUUCCACUUUUAUAUAGCGCUUAAUAUAUCGGAACGACGUGUCUAAGCACUUUACAGAAAUACCUGAUGCACAGCCCCAACUCAUGGUCGACUUGCGUCCAAUGUAUAGCCCGUUGCCUAAUUUUCACUUUAUAUACAAGUUUUACAGAAGGGGUUGAAAGCAAAGUGUAAUGCUGGGCCCAAAGGAAGUUCUAGAGCAGAUUCAGGGAUGAUCCUUCAACUAGGAUUGUUUCCGACGUAUCCUGUUAAAGAAAAGGAACAACAAAAUAUUAUUUAACCCUAAAUAGACUGGGCUAUUUCGAUGCCUAAGAAGACGGGGGGGCUGAUUCAGCCC